This is a messenger RNA of Cavia porcellus (domestic guinea pig), 13831 nucleotides long. RefSeq names its product WD repeat and FYVE domain containing 3 (gene Wdfy3). The coding region runs from base 393 to 11078 and encodes 3561 amino acids. The transcript has 69 exons. NCBI's taxonomy places the organism in Eukaryota, Metazoa, Chordata, Mammalia, Rodentia, Caviidae. Gene Ontology annotation, biological process: aggrephagy. Gene Ontology annotation, molecular function: protein binding; metal ion binding. The record is from RefSeq and is a predicted model, not a curated record.
GGCGCAGGGUCCAGGGCCGGAGCUGGGUAGGCGGCUGCGCGGUCGGUCGCCUCGGCCGCCGUCCGCGGACGGGAUCCUGGGCCGGGCGUGGUUCCCGGCGGUGUCACCACGGUCGCUGGAAGCGUCCUCGUCCCCUUUGGAAUAGUACUUACUCAAGUCUGCUUCAGGAGAAAGUGCCUGCAUUCCUGUGGUAUCUACGCAGGUUCAUGCCAUCCUGUAACACCCAAUCAGGGUCUUGCUGCAUUGUCCAGGCUGGCCUUGAACUCACCGUGUGGCCCACGUUGGCCUCAGACUCGAGGCAGUGCUCUCCUGCCUCUGUCUCUCAAAUGGUGGGAUUACAGGUGAACACCACUGCAGCCAGAGCUAGAAGAGCUUCUUAGCAGUCAGCCAAGAUGAACAUGGUGAAGCGGAUCAUGGGACGGCCUCGGCAGGAGGAGUGCAGCCCGCAGGACAACGCGCUGGGCCUCAUGCACCUCCGCCGGCUCUUCACGGAGCUAUGCCACCCGCCCCGGCACAUGACCCAGAAGGAGCAGGAGGAGAAGCUGUACAUGAUGCUGCCUGUGUUCAACAGGGUUUUUGGAAAUGCUCCGCCAAGUACCAUGACAGAAAAGUUUUCUGAUCUGCUGCAGUUCACAACGCAAGUCUCACGACUCAUGGUGACUGAAAUUCGGAGGAGAGCGUCGAACAAAUCCACAGAAGAGCAGUGUGCCUUGCUGUCCUCCAGGGAUUUCAAAGCCACAACACCUUCAGAGGCUGCCAGUCGAGCCAUUGUCCAGUUUCUGGAGAUCAAUCAGAGCGAAGAAGCCAGUCGAGGAUGGAUGCUUCUGACGACUAUUAAUUUGUUGGCAUCCUCUGGUCAGAAAACCGUGGACUGCAUGACAACGAUGUCCGUGCCUUCCACCCUGGUUAAAUGUUUGUAUCUGUUCUUUGACCUUCCACAUGUGCCUGAGGCAGUUGGAGGUGCACAGAAUGAGCUACCUCUAGCGGAGCGGCGAGGACUCCUCCAGAAAGUUUUUGUACAGAUCUUAGUGAAACUCUGCAGCUUCGUGUCCCCAGCGGAGGAGCUGGCGCAGAAGGACGACCUCCAGCUUCUGUUCAGUGCAAUAACCUCGUGGUGCCCGCCCUACAACCUGCCCUGGAGGAAGAGCGCUGGGGAAGUCCUGAUGACCAUCUCCCGGCAUGGGCUCAGCGUCAACGUGGUCAAGUACAUUCACGAAAAAGAGUGUUUAUCUACGUGUGUCCAGAACAUGCAGCAGUCGGAUGACCUGUCGCCCUUGGAGACCGUGGAAAUGUUUGCCAGGCUUUCUUGCUUCCUCAAAGAUUCCAGUGAUGUUUCCCAAACACUUUUGGAUGAUUUUCGGAUAUGGCAAGGAUACAGUUUUCUCUGUGAUCUCUUGCUUAGAUUGGAACAAGCAAAAGAGGCUGAGUCCAAAGAUGCCUUGAAAGACCUGGUUAAUCUGAUAACUUCCCUGACCACCUAUGGCGUCAGUGAGCUGAAGCCAGCAGGGAUCACCACAGGGGCGCCCUUCCUGCUGCCUGGGUUUGUGGUACCUCAACCUGCAGGCAAAGGUCACAGUGUGAGAAAUGUCCAGGCCUUUGCGGUUCUUCAGAAUGCAUUUUUAAAAGCGAAAACCGGCUUCCUGGCCCAGGUCAUCCUGGACGCUAUCACCAACAUUUACGUGGCCGACAGUGCCAAUUACUUCAUCCUGGAGCCACAGCACACUCUGUCACAGUUUGCUGAGAAGAUCUCUAAACUCCCAGAAGUCCAAAACAAGUUCUUUGAGAUGCUGGAGUUCGUCGUGUUUAGCUUAAAUUACAUCCCUUGUAAGGAACUUAUUAGUGUUAGCAUCCUGUUGAAGUCCAGCUCUUCGCACCACUGUAGCAUUGUUGCCAUGCGAACCCUUCUGAAGUUUACAAGACAUGACCACAUAUUUAAAGAUGUGUUCAGGGAGGUGGGCCUUCUGGAGGUCAUGGUAAACCUUCUGCAUAAGUACGCUGCCCUCUUGAAAGAUCCAGCUCAGGCACUGCAUGAACAAGGGGACCCAAGAAAUAAUAGUUCAGCUGAAGACCAGAAGCACCUGGCUCUCCUGGUCAUGGAGACGCUGACUGUGCUCCUGCAGGGGUCUACCACCAAUGCAGGGAUUUUCCGGGAGUUUGGAGGAGCCAGGUGUGCACACAACAUCGUGCGGUACCCACAGUGUCGGCAGCACGCACUCAUGACCAUCCAGCAGCUGGUGCUGUCUCCCAACGGUGAUGACGACAUGGGCACCCUGCUGGGGCUGAUGCACUCAGCCCCACCCACAGAGCUGCAGCUAAAGACCGACAUCUUGAGGGCCCUUCUGUCCGUCCUUCGAGAAAGCCAUCGUUCAAGAACAGUGUUUAGGAAAGUUGGAGGGUUUGUGUACAUUACAUCCUUGCUCGUGGCCAUGGAGAGGUCUUUGAGCUGUCCCCCCAAGAAUGGCUGGGAGAAGGUGAACCAGAAUCAAGUGUUCGAGCUCCUGCAUACUGUGUUUUGCACCCUGACUGCAGCCAUGCGUUACGAGCCAGCCAACUCUCACUUCUUCAAGACGGAGAUUCAGUAUGAGAAGCUGGCAGAUGCUGUUCGAUUUCUUGGCUGCUUCUCAGACCUAAGAAAAAUAGGCACCAUGAAUAUCUUCCCCUCAAACACGCAGCCGUUCCAAAGACUCUUAGAGGAAGAAGUGGUUUCCAUGGACUCUGUGUCGCCCACCUUACGGCACUGCAGUAAACUCUUUAUCUAUCUUUACAAAGUAGCCACAGACUCUUUCGACAGUCGUGCAGAGCAGAUCCCUCCUUGCCUGACAAGUGAGUCUUCUCUCCCCUCUCCUUGGGGCACACCAGCUCUGUCCAGGAAAAGGCAUGCGUAUCAUUCUGUUUCCAGUCCCCCUGUUUACCCUGCAAAAAAUGUUGCUGACCUGAAAGUCCAUAUGACGGCGCCGUCUCUGCAGAGCUCCGACGCUGUCGUCAUCCAUCCCGGAGCCAUGCUUGCCAUGCUGGAUCUCCUGGCCUCCGUGGGCUCAGUGACACAGCCAGAGCAUGCACUGGACCUUCAGCUCGCGGUGGCAAACAUCCUGCAGUCCCUGGUACACACGGAGAGAAACCAGCAGGUCAUGUGUGAAGCCGGUCUUCACGCGCGGCUGCUACAGAGGUGCAGCGCGGCCCUGGCAGAUGAGGACCAUGCGCUGCACCCGCCCCUGCAACGCAUGUUUGAACGGCUGGCCUCGCAGGCACUGGAACCCAUGGUGCUGAGGGAGUUUUUGCGUUUGGCAAGUCCUUUAAAUUGUGGUGCCUGGGACAAGAAACUGCUCAAACAAUACCGGGUCCACAAGCCGAGUUCCCUGAGUUAUGAGCCAGAGAUGAGAAGUAGCAUGCUCACGUCUCUGGAAGGUCUGGGCUCUGAUAAUGUCUUCAGCCUACAUGAAGAUAACCAUUACCGAAUAAGCAAAAGCCUGGUCAAGUCGGCCGAAGGAAGCACUGUACCCUUGACCAGGGUAAAGUGUCUGGUCUCCAUGACAACACCCCAUGACAUCAGACUCCAUGGGUCCUCGGUUACGCCAGCUUUUGUUGAGUUUGACACAUCCCUCGAAGGGUUUGGCUGCCUGUUCCUGCCCAGCCUGGCCCCUCACAAUGCUCCCACAAAUAAUGCUGUCACCACGGGGCUCACGGAUGGCGCUGUGGUCAGCGGCAUCGGCUCUGGCGAGCGGUUCUUCCCUCCGCCAUCCGGCCUGAGUUACUCCAGCUGGUUCUGCGUGGAGCACUUCAGCUGCGCCCCGCACCACCACCCCGUCCGCCUGCUGACCGUGGUGCGGCGGGCCAGCUCCUCGCAGCAGCACUAUGUGUGUCUCGCUGUGGUCCUCUCUGCCAAGGACCGCUCCCUCAUCGUGUCCACCAAGGAGGAGCUGCUCCAGAACUACGUGGAUGAUUUUAGUGAAGAAUCCUCCUUUUAUGAGAUUCUGCCCUGCUGUGCGCGCUUCCGCUGCGGAGAGCUGAUUGUGGAAGGGCAGUGGCACCACCUGGCCCUGGUGAUGAGCAAGGGCAUGCUGAAGAACAGCACGGCCACACUGUACAUCGAUGGGCAGCUGGUCAGCACCGUCAAGCUUCACUACGUCCACAGCACACCCGGGGGCUCUGGCUCCGCCAACCCCCCAGUGGUGAGCACGGUCUACGCCUAUGUGGGGACCCCCCCAGCCCAGCGCCAGGUGGCCUCGCUGGUGUGGCGCCUCGGGCCUGCCCACUUUCUGGAGGAAGUGCUGCCCCCCUCCAGCAUCACCACCAUCUAUGAGCUUGGACCAAACUACGUUGGGAGCUUCCAGGCGGUGUGUAUGCCGUGUAAAGAUGCAAAGUCAGAAGUUGUGGUGCCCUCACCUGUGUCCCUAGUCCCAGAGGAGAAGGUGUCCUUUGGUCUCUACGCUCUCUCGGUGUCCUCCCUGACUGUCGCGCGGAUCCGGAAGGUGUACAACAAGCUGGAUAGCAAGGCCAUCGCUAAGCAGUUAGGCAUCUCUUCCCAUGAAAAUGCCACACCGGUGAAGCUGAUACACAACUCCGCAGGGCACCUGAAUGGACCAGCCCGGACCAUCGGGGCCACUCUGGUCGGCUACUUGGGAGUAAGAACGUUUGUCCCUAAGCCUGUUGCCACUACUUUGCAGUACAUCGGGGGUGCGGCGGCCAUCCUGGGCCUAGUGGCCAUGGCCUCCGACGUGGAGGGCCUUUAUGCUGCCGUCAAGGCCCUGGUGUGUGUGGCCAGGAGCAACCCGCUGGCCAGCAAGGAGAUGGAGAGGAUCAGAGGCUACCAGCUGCUGGCGAUGCUGCUGAAGAAGAAGCGUCCCCUCCUCAACAGCCACAUCCUGCACCUGACCUUUUCCCUGGUGGGGACCGUGGACAGCGGGCACGAGACCUCCAUCAUUCCGAAUUCCACUGCCUUCCAGGACCUGCUCUGCGAUUUUGAGGUCUGGCUCCACGCCCCAUAUGAGCUUCAUCUGUCCUUGUUUGAACACUUCAUCGAACUGCUGACCGAGUCCAGUGAGGCUUCCAAGAACGCCAAGCUGAUGAGGGAGCUACAGUUAAUCCCCAAGCUGCUGCUGACCCUCCGGGAUGUGUCUCUGUCCCAGCCCACCAUUGCCGCCAUCAGUAAUGUGCUCAGCUUCCUGCUGCAAGGUUUUCCCAGCAGCAACGAUCUGCUCAGGUUUGGCCAGUUUAUUUCUUCUACUUUGCCAACCUUUGCAGUUUGUGAGAAAUUUGUAGUUAUGGAAAUAAAUAAUGAAGAGAAACUUGACACUGGGACAGAAGAGGAGUUUGGAGGUCUUGUAUCUGCUAAUCUUAUACUUUUGAGGAACAGACUUCUAGAUAUUCUGCUGAAACUAGUUUAUACAUCUAAAGAAAAGACAAGCAUUAACUUGCAAGCUUGUGAGGAGCUGGUCAGGACCCUGGGUUUCGACUGGGUCAUGAUGUUCAUGGAGGAGCACCUGCACUCCACCACGGUGACGGCAGCCAUGCGGAUUCUUGUGGUCCUGCUGAGCAACCAGUCCAUUCUCAUCAAGUUUAAAGAAGGGCUCAGCGGCGGAGGAUGGCUUGAGCAGACCGAUUCCGUCCUCACCAACAAGAUCGGAACUGUCUUAGGGUUCAAUGUGGGGAGGAGUGCCGGCGGGAGAUCGACCAUCAGGGAGAUUAACCGGGACGCCUGCCACUUUCCCGGCUUUCCGGUUCUGCAGUCCUUCCUCCCUAAGCACACCAAUGUCCCUGCCCUCUAUUUUCUCCUCAUGGCCUUGUUUCUGCAGCAGCCAGUUAGUGAGCUGCCUGAGAACCUGCAGGUCAGUGCGCCUGUCGCCAGCAGCCGAUGUAAGCAGGGUGGCCAGUUCGAUUUGGACUCGAUCUGGAGGUUUAUCUUUGGUGUCCCGGCCUCCAGUGGAACCGUGGUCUCGUCCGUCCACAGCGUGUGCACGGAGGCUGCCUUCCUGUUGCUGGGCAUGCUCCGCAGCAUGCUGAACUCGCCAUGGCAGUCGGAGGAAGAGGGGUCUUGGCUGCGCGAAUACCCAGUGACCCUGAUGCAGUUCUUCCGCUACCUGUACCACAACGUGCCUGACCUGGCCUCCAUGUGGAUGAGCCCCGACUUCCUGUGCGCCUUGGCCGCGACUGUGUUCCCCUUCAAUAUCCGCCCCUACUCAGAGAUGGUAGGAAAGGGGAGGAAGGUGGCAAAACUGCAGCUAGUCUGUGCACUGGUGACUGACCUUGAUGAUGAAGUGGGGUCUCCCGCCGAGGAGUUUAAAGCCUUCGCCGCAGACACGGGGAUGAACCGGAGCCAGUCGGAGUACUGCAAUGUGGGCACAAAGACCUAUCUGACCAACCACCCGGCUAAAAAGUUCGUUUUCGACUUCAUGCGGGUCUUAAUCAUAGACAACCUCUGUCUCACACCUGCCAGCAAGCAGACGCCGCUGAUCGAUCUUCUGUUGGAGGCUUCCCCUGAAAGAUCCACAAGAACUCAGCAAAAAGAAUUUCAGACUUACAUUUUGGAUGGUGUGAUGGACCACCUACUUGCAGCUGAUGUGUUACUGGGGGAAGACGCAUCUCUGCCUAUUACCAGCGGAGGAAGUUACCAGGUAUUGGUGAACAAUGUGUUUUAUUUCACACAACGUGUGGUGGACAAGCUUUGGCAAGGCAUGUUCAACAAAGACUCUAAACUUCUUAUAGAUUUUAUAAUUCAACUAAUUGCACAGUCCAAGAGAAGAUCACAGGGGCUGUCGCUGGAUGCGGUUUACCACUGCCUCAAUAGGACAAUCUUGUAUCAAUUCUCACGGGCACACAAGACUGUGCCCCAGCAAGUAGCGCUCCUAGACUCGCUCCGGGUCCUGACUGUCAACCGGAACUUGGUCUUGGGACCUGGGAACCAUGACCAGGAAUUCAUCAGCUGUCUGGCUCACUGCUUGAUGAAUCUGCACGCUGGAAGCAACAUGGAAGGAUUUGGACUGGAAGCAGAAGCCCGCAUGACCACGUGGCACAUUAUGAUCCCUUCUGACAUUGAGCCAGAUGGAGGCUACAGUCAAGAUAUCAGUGAAGGACGUCAGCUUCUUAUCAAAGCUGUCAACAGAGUUUGGACUGAGCUGAUCCAUAGUAAGAAGCAGGUCCUGGAGGAGCUUUUCAAGGUUACUCUACCUGUGAACGAAAGGGGCCACGUGGACAUAGCCAUUGCACGGCCACUCAUCGAAGAAGCAGGUCUGAAGUGCUGGCAGAAUCAUUUGGCCCAUGAAAGGAAAAGCAUAAGUCGAGGAGAAGCUUUGGCGCCCAGCACACAGUCCAAACUGUCCCGAGUCAGCAGUGGCUUUGGUCUUUCCAAGUUAACUGGAUCAAGGAGGAAUCGCAAGGAAAGUGGCCUAAACAAACACAGUCUUUCCACACAGGAAAUCUCUCAGUGGAUGUUCACGCACAUCGCUGUUGUCCGGGACUUGGUGGACACCCAAUAUAAGGAGUAUCAGGAGCGUCAGCAGAAUGCCCUGAAGUACGUGACAGAGGAGUGGUACCAGAUCGAGUGUGAGCUCUUGCGGGAGCGAGGACUGUGGGGUCCCCCCAUCGGGUCCCAUCUGGACAAGUGGAUGCUGGAGAUGACAGAAGGGCCCUGCAGAAUGAGGAAGAAGAUGGUGCGGAAUGACAUGUUCUACAACCAUUACCCGUAUGUGCCGGAAGCCGAGCAAGAGGCGAGCGUGGCGUCUGAGAUCCCAAGUAAACAGCCUGAGACACCUGACGAUAUCAUUCCUCAAAAGAAGCCUGCUCGGUACAGAAGGGCUGUCAGCUAUGACAGUAAAGAAUACUACCUGCGCCUGGCCUCUGGGAACCCCGCAGUUGUCCAGGACCCUAUUGUGGAGAGUGCCGAUGGGGAGGCCGCACAGCAGGAGCCAGAGCAUGGCGAGGACACCAUUGCCAAAGUCAAAGGUCUGGUCAAGCCUCCUCUAAAGCGCUCCCGGUCUGCACCUGAUGGAGGAGAUGAGGAGAACCAGGAGCAGCUUCAGGACCAGAUUGCUGAGAGCAGUGCCAUAGAGGAGGAGGAGAAAACAGACAACGCCACGUUACUGCGCUUGCUAGAGGAGGGGGAAAAGAUCCAGCACAUGUACCGCUGUGCCCGCGUCCAGGGCCUGGACACCAGCGAGGGGCUACUGCUUUUCGGAAAAGAGCAUUUUUACGUGAUUGAUGGAUUUACCAUGACGGCAACCCGGGAAAUCCGCGAUAUUGAAACCUUACCCCCAAACAUGCAUGAGCCGAUUAUCCCUCGAGGAGCCAGGCAGGGCCCCAGUCAGCUCAAGAGAACGUGUAGCAUUUUCGCCUAUGAGGAUAUCAAAGAGGUGCACAAAAGGAGGUACCUCCUGCAGCCGAUUGCUGUGGAAGUUUUCUCCGGAGAUGGACGGAAUUACCUCCUCGCUUUUCAGAAAGGAAUAAGAAACAAAGUCUAUCAAAGGUUCUUGGCAGUGGUUCCAUCUCUAACGGACAGUUCAGAGUCGGUGUCUGGCCAGCGGCCGAAUACCAGUGUGGAGCAGGGCUCUGGGUUACUCAGUACCCUGGUUGGAGAGAAGUCUGUGACGCAGAGGUGGGAGAGAGGUGAAAUCAGCAACUUCCAGUAUUUGAUGCACUUGAACACGCUGGCUGGGAGGUCCUACAACGAUCUCAUGCAGUACCCUGUGUUCCCCUGGAUCCUCGCAGAUUACGACUCGGAGGAGGUGGAUCUCACCAACCCCAAGACCUUCAGAAACCUGGCAAAGCCCAUGGGAGCGCAGACGGAUGAGCGGUUAGCACAGUAUAAGAAACGGUACAAGGACUGGGAGGACCCUAAUGGAGAAACUCCCGCAUACCACUACGGGACCCACUAUUCCUCUGCAAUGAUCGUGGCCUCCUACCUUGUGAGGAUGGAGCCUUUCACACAGAUAUUCUUAAGGCUGCAGGGCGGCCACUUCGACCUGGCAGACAGAAUGUUCCACAGCGUACGUGAGGCCUGGUACUCAGCCUCCAAGCACAACAUGGCAGAUGUCAAGGAGCUCAUCCCAGAGUUUUUCUACUUACCAGAAUUCCUGUUCAACUCCAACAACUUCGAUCUGGGCUGUAAACAGAACGGCACGAAGCUCGGAGACGUCAUCCUUCCACCCUGGGCCAAAGGGGACCCUCGGGAGUUCAUCCGCGUCCACCGUGAGGCCCUAGAGUGUGACUACGUGAGCGCCCACCUGCACGAGUGGAUCGAUCUGAUCUUUGGCUACAAGCAGCAGGGCCCCGCAGCAGUGGACGCUGUCAACGUCUUCCACCACCUUUUCUAUGAGGGCCAAGUGGACAUCUACAACAUCAACGACCCCCUGAAGGAGACAGCCACCAUUGGGUUCAUCAACAACUUUGGCCAGAUUCCCAAGCAGUUGUUUAAGAAACCCCACCCCCCAAAGCGAGUCCGGAGCCGACUCAACGGUGACAAUGCAGGAGUCUCCGUCCCUCCGGGCUGCACGAACGACAAGAUCUUCUUCCAUCACCUGGACAACCUUCGGCCUUCACUCACACCUGUGAAAGAACUCAAAGAGCCUGUGGGACAGAUAGUCUGCACAGACAAAGGCAUCCUUGCAGUGGAGCAGAACAAGGUUCUUAUCCCACCCACCUGGAACAAGACCUUCGCCUGGGGCUAUGCAGACCUCAGCUGCAGGCUGGGAACCUAUGAGUCAGACAAGGCAGUGACUGUGUACGAGUGCUUGUCCGAGUGGGGCCAGAUCCUCUGCGCCAUCUGCCCCAACCCCAAGCUGGUCAUCACAGGCGGCACAAGCACAGCAGUGUGCGUGUGGGAGGUGGGCACCUCCAAGGAGAGAGCCAAGAGCCUGGCGCUGAAGCAGGCCCUACUGGGCCACACGGACACCGUCACCUGCGCCACGGCAUCCUUGGCCUACCACAUAAUCGUCAGCGGGUCCCGAGACCGCACCUGCAUCAUCUGGGACUUGAACAAGCUGUCCUUCCUGACCCAGCUCCGGGGCCACCGAGCGCCAGUCUCUGCCCUUUGUAUCAACGAGUUAACGGGGGACAUCGUGUCAUGUGCUGGCACAUACAUCCAUGUGUGGAGCAUCAAUGGAAACCCCAUCGUGAGCGUGAACACAUUCACGGGGCGGAGCCAGCAGAUCAUGUGCUGCUGCGUGUCAGAGAUGAACGAGUGGGACACGCAGAACGUCAUCGUGACGGGACACUCAGAUGGCGUGGUUCGGUUUUGGAGGAUGGAAUUCUUGCAAGUCCCCGAAACACCAGCUCCCGAGCCUGCUGAAGUCCUAGAGAUGCAGGAAGAGUGUCCAGAAACACAAAUAGGGCAGGAACCCCAAGAUGAAGACAGCAGCGACUCUGAAGCAGAGGAGGCAAGUGUCACCCAGGAGCCCAAGGAGGUCCCCAGCCAGCCCAGCAGCACCAGCCACAGGCCCCGGGCAGCUUCCUGCCGGGCCACAGCCACCUGGUGCACUGACAGCAGUUCGGAUGACUCUCGGCGCUGGUCUGACCAGCUCAGCCUGGAUGAGAAAGACGGCUUCAUAUUUGUGAACUAUUCAGAGGGCCAGACCAGAGCCCACCUGCAGGCUCCCCUCAACCACCCCCACCCCAGCCCCAUGGAAGCGCGGAGUUACAGCAGAUUGAAACCUGGGCACCGAUGGGAGCGGCAGCUAGUGUUCAGAAGCAAGCUGACCAUGCACACAGCCUUUGAUCGCAAGGACAAUGCGCACCCAGCCGAGGUCACCGCGCUGGGCGUGUCCAAGGAUCACAGCAGGAUCCUGGUCGGGGACAGUCAAGGCCGAGUCUUCAGCUGGUCGGUGAGUGACCAGCCGGGCCGCUGUGCCGCUGACCACUGGGUGAAGGACGAAGGUGGGGACAGCUGCUCGGGCUGCGCAGUGCGCUUCUCGCUCACGGAACGGCGGCACCACUGCAGGAACUGCGGCCAGCUCUUCUGCCAGAAGUGCAGCCGAUUUCAGUCUGAAAUCAAACGCUUGAAAAUCUCAUCUCCGGUGCGAGUUUGCCAGAACUGUUACUAUAAUCUGCAGCAUGAGAAGGGCUUGGAGGAUGGGCCCCGAAACUGCUGAGGCUUGCGCCAGCGGCCAGAGACCAGGUCUGCAGACCCCUUCCUGGUGCCCUGUCCGCUUGGAAGGCAUGGAAACAGUCUCCGUUCACACCUCUCUUCAUACUGUGUGAGGGAAGUGCGGAACUCCAAGGGAUCACUGGAGAAAGAAACGGGUGCGGAGUGCAGGCCGGCAGACACUGGUGGGUGGCAGCCAAGUACCAGGCGGGUCCUGCAGCAGCGUUUCUGGCAGGCUCUCGUGCUAACUGCAGCCGGCUCCGAGAAGCAGCCCUCGCUUAGUAACUGUCUUUUCCUGCAUCUCAUUUUUAUAGAGCUACCCAUCUUCAUUUGGAAAACCUACAAAAACAACAACAAAAAAGGCUUUUAGAAAAUGGUUGUAAAUCUGACUUCUUUGCAAGUAGCUGUGUAUAUUGUAAAUAGGUAUAAAGGCCUUUUUUUCUAAAAUAAGGACCUCACUGCCUGAACCUGAGACUUCAAACUAAACCACUAACUCAGUGAACUCUGGUUUGUCUGAUAUUGCUCACUUACCAAUUAAUUAUAAAUACGUUUUUUUAAAUCAUCGAGGACGUUAUCUGGGAUCUUUCUUUUCUCUGCAAGCCCAGCCUGUGUGCCUGAUGUCUUUUCUUUUAAGUUGCCACAGUGUCUCCAUUCACCCUAGGCUAGUAACCAAAAUAACGCGGACCUUCUUUAGGGAGCAGUGUGGGAGAAUAGAAGCCCAGCCGGAAGGAGCCUGGAGGUAUUGGGCGCCCUGCGCCCCGCUGUGCCCGCUGCCUUGGUGUUGGACCUGGUGCCACGGACCCCGGAGACACACGCGGCUGCCCUGGGUGUGGAGUGCACCUUCCUAGACUGGCAGAAGAUGUCACAUGACCGGAGGGGUGGCGGGGGUGACCCUGCCUCUGUAAUGGAAAUAUUUGCAUGAAACCCCAAACUAGCUUCUCUUGCAUAGAACAUAAGAAGUAUGUGUCUUUGGUGAUACCAAUGUUCUACUAUAGUUUAUUUUCAAAAAAGGGUAAAAAACAAAUGUACAGAAUUAAUCUUUCAAACUUGUUGUAAAACUGGAUCAAGUCAGACCUGCUUCAAAUUAACCUUCACCAUUUAAUGCCAUCUACCUGAAAACAGUGAGAUUUAUACUGUAUCAAUGUCUAUUUUUUUGUUUUUUGCUAUGAAUAUAAUUACAGUAUUUUAAUAUUUAGUUAUUUAAUUUGUUCUAGUUGGAUAUGAAACACAAAUCCAGGGGGAUUGAAGCUAGUGAGGGAUAAGAGAUGCGUUUACAGAAAAGGCUUUGGUGGUGGGAUUUUUAAAAAUGUGUGUUAUGUACAUAAAUAUAAAUAUAUAUAUAAAAUCAAAUAAAACAAUUAAUCUAGAUUUUAACAUUUUCAGAUACUUAAUGAUAAUAUUAUGAACAAUCCUAAACAUCCUGGUGAUUUGGAAAGCAGAGAUCGUUAAUGGCCCCAGGCAGGAAGGGCAGGCCCGGGGAGGCCCUGGCUCCCCACUUCCAUCGUUAGGCCCUGGUGACAGGCACUCUUAUGCACUAAAAUGCACAUAUACGCACAUGCGUUCAAGAACAGGCAUUCGGUACAGUGGUGACCUUGUACCUGUGGAGCUGAAACCAGCUUAAGGACUGAUUUGUUCUUCCUGAAAACUAGGUCUCCAAGACAAAACACAAAGGCUGCUUAGUGCCUUAUGCUUAAUAAAUUCAGAUCUUUAUUUAACUAGGUUUGAGCCUACAGUCUACUCAUGAGUACAUAUCGGAACCGAAGAGAACACUUCUGUUUCUGAAAGUGGGAGCACGCUUGUGAUAAAGGGGAAUUGGCAUUCACGCUGUCGCUCUGGGAAGGGAAGAGCGUGUCAUUCUCCUGUCUGCCCCAUCCUUGGCAGUGACUGCCACACUUCUCUGGAUGCAUUGCAGCCGUGUUACUCUGCUCUUUUUGAGAGGCGCCCCCAUGUUUAUUUACCUGUCUCCAGCAGCACAGGUGUCCGCAAGGCCCCAAGUGUAGGCGCGCGUGUGGGAACCUCCAGGUUGUUCCGCACGUCAUCCAAAGCUGCACUGGAGGAACACUUUGCAGCUCAACUCCCAGAACUAGACGGUGGAAACCCAAAGCCUCACAGCAGUAUUUCUUCUGGCAGCUGGUGCUGUGGGCGACGGCCUCACGCGGUCAGGCUUCUUUUCCUUUGCUUCUGACACAGAAAUCACACCACACGCAGGUAUGCUCACAUCCAUACACGGAUCUCUCUGUGUGUCCUGUGUAAGUUCGUUCACCGCCAUCCCAAGGGCACCACCCCUCCCUGCAGGAGGACCUCCCUGCUCCUGCCUGACCUCAUGACCAGUCGUGUACCCCAUCACCGUGUACUUGCUCAUGUGCUCUAACAUGUGUGUGUAUCGUGUGCAAGUGUAAGGUCACACUUCCAAGGAAGAGAACAGUUGCCCGUAGCAGCCAUGGUCUGGGUAAUAGCAAACAUUCUAGAUAAGUUAUUUUGCACUUUCUUAUGUAUAUAGUUGGUAGAAACUUAUUUUUGCUUUGUACCAUUUACAUUUUGUUUUGGUAAAUGAACUGUAUAAAAUAUUUAUGCUGUUAAAACUGUUUCUAGAAAGUAUUUUUCAUUUCAGCAAGUUUGGUUACUUGUUGCAUGACUAUUAACACUGCUGACUUUUUGUGUCAGUGCAAUGUAUAUUUUUUGUCCUGUUAUUAACUUGUAAGCCCUAGUAAUGGCCCAUUGUUUGUACAGCAACAGAAGUAAACUGACGAUAAUGGCUAA